GCAAAAAGAUUCUAAAUUUUCCACUGAACGGUAUAAUCUACAAAAGCUAAACGCAGUAAAAUUAAAAAACUUAACCGUCGGGAACGUGAAAGUGUUGAUAUUUAAUGCAGAGGAGGUAGCCGCUACGCUUGUUAAAUACGAAACAUUUCCAUGCAGCUGGGGACAAGCAACUUUCAAUUCUACAACAUUGAAUCGCACAUCGAAAUAUUCUUCAAAAAAAAAAGAUUCUGAGCGAGGAUCGUAAAAUGCGGAGAUCUAGCGCAUACCAAAGUAUACUCAGAUAUACAAGUUCCUUUAUUUUUCUAGUAUUAACAACAGGUGAGUUUGAUAUCCGCAGACAAUUUUUCAAUACCGCUCUUCUAACGGCAUCUAUCUCAGCACAAACCACGGCAGUGGAACAAAUUGCGCUUAACUCGAAUAACUCAUGGCUAACUGUCUCCACCCACGAUCUCACAGUACUAGUUCAAGAAAAUAUAACUUUUGAAGUGAUAUUAAGUGGUCCACUAGAUAAGGACAUCUCAAUCAGAUUUGUAAGACAACAUGAGGCACUUGUUGAAUUGUAUCCACAUGAAUUCACAAUCAGUUCGUCCAAUCCACAAAACCAGACAGUAAACAUACUCGGUGUUAGACCUGGACAUUUGGAGAUCACGGCUGGAAGUGUACCGAACGAUUCGUGGAUUGUCAACGACUUAUUCGUACGCGUUAUAGUAGCCAAUUCUGAGAUUAUCAAUUACAUAUCGCUCGCGUUUGGCUGGUUUUAUUUUUUAGCCUGGUCCAUCUCAUUUUAUCCACAAAUUUAUAUUAAUUUUAAGCGCAAGUCCGUGGUUGGACUCAACUUGGACUUUCUUGCCUUCAAUGUAGUUGGUUUUGCGUUAUAUGCCGUUUUCAAUUUUGGCCUUUACUGGAUACCCGAAGUACAAGCGGAAUACAACAGCCGUCACCCGCGUAGUGUAAAUCCGGUUUUGUUAAACGAUGUAGUUUUUGCACCGAAUGCAUUAUUAGCAACAAUUUUGACAGUCAUGCAAUGUUUCAUUUAUGAGCGCGGCAAUCAAAGAGUCUCAACACUUGCUUCCGGUAUUUUGGGUUUGUUCUUCAUAUUUGUAUUAGUAACCAUGAUUCUCUCUGUACUUAAUAUCCUUCAUUGGCUGGAUUUUCUCUACUACUGUAGCUAUAUUAAAUUAAUAAUAACAAUGGUUAAAUAUAUACCACAGGCACUGAUAAACUAUCGACGCAAAAGUACUGCCGGUUGGAGUAUUGGAACUGUACUAAUGGACUUUGCUGGCGGCGCUUUUAGCAUGCUGCAGAUGAUCUUAAAUGCCUACAAUUAUGAUGAUUGGAUUUCAAUUUUUGGUGAUCCGACUAAAUUCGGUUUGGGCCUACUGUCCGUUAUUUUCGAUAUGUUAUUUAUUCUGCAGCAUUAUGUAUUUUACAGAACGGAGAGUAAUCCACCAGAAAAAUCGUCCAACGGGCUUUAUAAUGGAGCAACGGGGGAGUACUCCUCUUUGGUCAAACAUCCUAAAUGUAAUUGCGAAUCUUUAAGUUUAAAAUAGGCGCAUGGCAUAAAAACCAUUUGAAAUUGGCUAAGAGGCACAUUAUUAUGUAUUAUGUACAUACAUAUGUAUAUUUAUGUAAGUUAUAUACUCCUAAAGUUAAUUAUAAUAAAGUAUUGUAAGAUCCGUUUUCUAUAUCUGCACUUCACAAAAUAUUUACUUUUAAGUUAAAUUAGACUUCAGUCUUUCUUUUCGGCUAUAAAAUUUGCACAAACGGAAGCUUAUGAUCCGCAUAUUAACGUAUGUACACUUAUUAGAAUAUACGAAGUAUUUGUAAAUUAAUAUGGUGUUCGCAUGAGGCGAUUUUCCAGGCAAUUUCAGAGGCGAUUAGUUGAAUCAAAAGUUGGCUGCACCCCAACUUUCAUUGGCAGCGAUUAAUUGAAAGUCCGUUCACAUCAGGCGAUUUUUGCUUUCAACUAAAAGAUGCCUGUAAAAUCGCCGCAUGCGAACACCGCAUAAUGCAAUUCUAUAUGGGCAAAUCUAAAAAAUAGGUACCCUUUCCAAAAAAAUAUUUAAUUUUUACA
This is a messenger RNA of Rhagoletis zephyria (snowberry fruit fly), 2074 nucleotides long. Its product is annotated as cystinosin homolog. The record is from RefSeq and is a predicted model, not a curated record. Gene Ontology annotation, biological process: L-cystine transport. Lineage: Eukaryota; Metazoa; Arthropoda; Insecta; Diptera; Tephritidae. Gene Ontology annotation, molecular function: L-cystine transmembrane transporter activity. Gene Ontology annotation, cellular component: lysosomal membrane.